Molecule: messenger RNA, 1646 nt
Organism: Helianthus annuus (common sunflower)
Lineage: Eukaryota; Viridiplantae; Streptophyta; Magnoliopsida; Asterales; Asteraceae
Product: protein real-time
Exons: 7
Coding region: 59-1579 (506 amino acids)
Source: RefSeq, a predicted model, not a curated record
GUGAUUCGACCCGGGACAUAAGUUUGAACUUUGAACACGGGCCGGAUCUCACAUAUACAUGGUAAUCGAUACGGGCUUUGAAUUCUCAAGCAAAGUCAUAUUCAUGUCACCGCCAUUGACGACAAAGAGCUUCCGAGGAUGUGACAUGAUGGGGGAGAGGGAGACGGUACGCUUUUUCCAAUCAAAUAAAAAAUUGGAGUUGAGAAUUAGUCAUAUUCAGGAUCAGCCUAAAAGUCGUUUAUUUGGUUUUACUGCAAACAAAUAUUCUAAGAAGACGGUUAAAUGUGUCCCUCCGAUGAAAGUCAGCUUGGUGGCGACUGGUAAAGCUGGAGAUAAAGAUAUUGGAGUCUUUCUUUUGAAAACUGCAGCACUAGAGAUUGUUAGAAGAUUCUCUUCAGUCCAUUGUCCGCUUAUUUGGCGUGGGCUUCAGGCCCUUCAAAUUUUCUGUUGUCCGCCGUUUAAAUGGAUCCAGAAAUGGGCCCCUUUCACCAGUUUGGUUAAAGGAAUGCAGGUGUUAUCAAGGCCAUUGUUGUUUCUCUCGGUGGCAACAUGUUUAUUCGAUGAAUCAGGCUCUUCAAAAGGAACACUCAGUGGUUCGAGCGCUGAGCUCACAGAGCUAUCUUCCCAAUUGGCCACACAAGACAUAAGGCCUGGCAACAAGAUUUCUAGAAGUGUCGUUAUGGAAGAUUGGUUGCUAAAACUCUAUGCAGAGCUUGAUAAACAGGGUAUUACUAUACCAGCGAGGAUGGAUGUGGAUGAGCUUCGUAGAUUCUAUGAUGUCAGCGAUGGUGACUUCGCAAGGUUUUUAUCAUCAGUUAGAAAGACUAUUCUCUGGAGGCAGAAAUACCAUCUUUAUUCACCCCAAGAGCUUGAGGCUUGGGUCAAUAUGGUCUUUUGGCAUGGAUCUGAUGUGAUGCAACGACCUUGCCUUAUUAUACGCGUUCGGCUUGCAGCUGCUUUGACUUCAAAUGGUCAAGCACAGUUUGUUAGAGCAGUUGUUUCGCAGGUGGAAUAUGGAGUUCUUAACUUGCUUGAUGCAGAACGUUCUCAAAUGACGGUUUUAUUAGACUGUGAAGGAUUAUCACCCUUCGGGUUUCCUGUAACAACUUUCAGAUCAUGUGCUAUACUUCUUCAAGAUCAUUACCCAAACCGGCUUGGCAGUUUACUCGUCGUACGUCUCCCCUCCGUUGCCCGAGUCAUAACACAAACGCUAUUCCAAGUUUUGAAGCCUAGGACACGGCGAAAGUUAACGAUUGUGGGGGAAGACUACCGAGCGGUCCUUUCCAGAUACUUUGAAGACUUACCACCUUUUCUUGGCGGGAAUUGUUCUUGCACUAAAUGCUCAAACGAGGCAGAAACAGUUGGCAAGAUGACGAGCAUUGAUUUUAGAGAUCAUCGUCUCAACGGCUCGUCUUCUGAUUUUGAGCGUUGUGUUGGUUCGAGCUUAGAUACAAACCAAGAGCAUGUAAAGAUUGUUGUUGCAGGGAGCUUGUUGGUAUGGUUAUGUGUUGUUUUCAUUUUAGCCGUUUAUUAUCACCAGCUUGUGUUCCCUCAGCUGUAUUACAGAACCGGUUCUUGAAACCAUUGUUUACUCUUAAACAAUCGAAUAAAAAGAUUUAUAUAGACUUCAAAAACUUUCAAACUUA